This is a messenger RNA of Microthlaspi erraticum, 972 nucleotides long. NCBI's taxonomy places the organism in Eukaryota, Viridiplantae, Streptophyta, Magnoliopsida, Brassicales, Brassicaceae. The record is from the annotation of a GenBank genome assembly.
AUGAACACGCCGCCGACUUCUCGUGUCGCAUCUUUUGGUCAGACGGAGAUUAACUGGGACAAGCUUGACAAAAAGAGGUUUUACGUUGUUGGAGCUGGGCUCUUCACUGGUGUGACAGUAGCUCUAUACCCUGUCUCCGUUGUGAAAACAAGGAUUCAAGUUGCUUCUAGAGAAAUUGCUGAGAGGAGUGCUUUCUCUGUGAUUAAAGGCAUACUGAAGAAUGAUGGUGUUCCUGGUCUAUACCGAGGUUUCGGUACUGUAAUUACUGGUGCGGUACCUGCAAGGAUCAUCUUUCUCACUGCUCUUGAGACCACAAAGAUUUCUGCUUUUAAGUUGGUUGCACCUCUCGAGUUAAAUGAACCUACACAAGCCGCCAUUGCUAAUGGCAUAGCCGGCAUGACCGCAUCUCUUUUCUCACAGGCCGUGUUUGUCCCAAUCGAUGUUGUUAGCCAAAAGUUGAUGGUGCAAGGAUACUCAGGGCAUGCUACAUAUACUGGUGGUAUUGAUGUUGCCACAAAAAUCAUCAAGUCAUAUGGCGUGAGAGGCUUGUACAGGGGAUUUGGCUUGUCUGUUAUGACAUAUUCUCCUUCAAGUGCUGCUUGGUGGGCCAGCUAUGGAUCAAGCCAGCGUGUCAUCUGGAGAUUCUUAGGCUAUGGUGCUGACUCAGAGGCGACUGCUGCUCCUAGUCAGUCAAAAAUUGUUAUGGUCCAGGCUAUUGGAGGCAUUAUCGCCGGUGCAACAGCAUCCUCAAUCACAACACCAUUGGACACUAUCAAAACGCGAUUGCAGGUGAUGGGACACCAAGAAAAUAGACCUUCAGCGAAACAAGUGGUGAAGGAUCUGAUAGCACAAGAUGGGUGGAAAGGAUUCUACAGGGGUUUGGGUCCAAGAUUCUUCAGCAUGUCUGCUUGGGGAACCUCGAUGAUAUUGACUUACGAGUACCUAAAGCGUCUGUGUGCAGUAGAAGAUUAG